This is a messenger RNA of Armigeres subalbatus, 1760 nucleotides long. RefSeq names its product tRNA pseudouridine(38/39) synthase. Gene Ontology annotation, molecular function: RNA binding; pseudouridine synthase activity. Gene Ontology annotation, biological process: tRNA pseudouridine synthesis; mRNA pseudouridine synthesis. NCBI's taxonomy places the organism in Eukaryota, Metazoa, Arthropoda, Insecta, Diptera, Culicidae. Gene Ontology annotation, cellular component: nucleus; cytoplasm. The transcript has 6 exons. The record is from RefSeq and is a predicted model, not a curated record. The coding region runs from base 84 to 1529 and encodes 481 amino acids.
GUGGCAUUGCUGACGUUUGUUUGUAAAUAGUAAUUAGUUCGUUUCGGUGUGCUGUCGGCUAACAAUUUUGAGGAAUUGUUUAUAUGCGAUUUCUUAUUGCUUAUAAUUUAGAUGAAAUGGAUCUUGACGUGCAAGUUAUUAAAAAGUCCAAAAGGCAUACGCGGGAUGAGUUAGAAAGCUUCUCACAACAGCAACUCGUCGACCGAGUUAUUCAGCUUGAGUCCCAGAAUUUCCAGCUCAAAAACAUCAUUCAAAAAGUGACGGGAAUCAAAGCUGAUGACCCUAAGCCAAACGAUAAAAAUCAACGGAAAUUUGAUUUUGCAAGUUGCCACAAACGACACAUUUUAUUGAGGUUCUACUACUUGGGCUGGGAUUAUCAAGGCUAUGCCUCACAGGAAGAUUCUGCUCGUACAAUUGAACAUCAGCUUUUCAAUGCACUGACACGGGUGUGCCUUAUCGAGAGUCGAGAAACAUCCAACUAUCAUCGAUGUGGCCGUACGGACAAAGGUGUGAGUGCCUUCCAUCAGGUGGUUAGCUUGGAUGUACGCUCCAAGUUCGCCCCUGAUAGGCAGCUGGACCCCGAAUCAAUCGCCAACGAAAUCAACUACUGCCAACUAUUGAACCGUGUUCUACCGCAAGACAUUCGCUGCGUAGCCUGGAUGCCGAUGGUAAAUCCAAACUACAGCGCCAGAUUUGACUGCCGUUCCCGGACGUAUCGAUACUUUUUUCCUCGCGGAAACUUGGACAUCGCUGCCAUGAGAGAAGCUUGCACUCAUCUGGUUGGGGCACACGAUUUCCGCAAUCUGUGCAAAAUGGACGUGGGAAAUGGCGUUGUUACGUUUACUAGAAGGAUAUCGUACGUUUCAAUUGAGGACUCACAGGGCGAUGCGAAUGAAUCUUCCUAUGAUAUGCUGUAUCUCGAAUUGCGAGGUAAAGCGUUUUUGUGGCAUCAGGUACGUUGCAUAAUGGCUGUUUUGAUACUCGUGGGAGAGAGGAAGGAAAAACCAACGGUGAUCAAAGAACUGCUCGAUGUGGAAAAGAAUCCGUGCAAGCCGCAAUAUAGUUUAGCCAGUGAUUUACCGCUGAACCUGUACGAAUGCGAAUAUCGUAGCAAAGGUGUGUUCGAUCCGGCUGUGUUCGAUAAAAAUGCUCCAGUACAGGAAGAGGACGAAGAGAUGGAUGAUCAUUCGGAUUUGCGAGAGUGGGUGUAUGAAGAGGAAAGCCUGACGCGAACGAUUUCUGAGUUGCAAGGUCUGUGGGCUGGCAAUAGUAUCAGGUCAACAAUGUGUCGAGAAAUGCUAAAAAGUUUGCAAGUCAUCUUUGAUCAACGGUUUCCGAAAACGGAUAAGCCGAUUUGUCAACAUGCGAUACUUCUUCAGGGUGUACAAUCGCGCGAUUACAAACCGUUGAUGGAUCGGAAAAAAUGUGAGAGCCUGGAAAGCCGAAUUGACCAUUACUCGAAAAAGCGUCGCAUCCAGGUUAAUUCCAAAGAAGUGCCAGCCAAUGAAGUGGGAAACGAUACAGCGUAGACGCGGCUGCCGAACAGUGACGAAGACAAAUUUGAGAGCUGAAUUCAUAAUCAGUCCAACGAGACUUAAUUAUUAUUCCAAACCCGUAUGUGCAGAAUACAUCAAUGUGAACUGUGAAGUGUGUAUUAAUGGAAACGAGUCGAUGAAAACGAAUGAGAGAAAUCUAAUCUUUAUUACCUUUGCAUUGUUAUCACCUUAAUAAAAGUUUUGUACAAACAUGCUACAAAGAAA